AUGAUCCCUGCCCCCAAGCCCCAUUCUCCAGUUUGUUCAGUUGUGAAUGCUGCGUCCUGUCCUGGUGACGGGAGAACAAUGUUGGUGAACGUCGAAGAGGGUGUCCGAGUGCUCCGUGCGCCCCUGGGAGCGAGUGGGGCGGAAGCCCGGUCGGCCGGCAGCCUGGCGAUAGCGCUCUAUCUGCGCUGCCGGCUUGGCCUACUGGUUAUUUGCGACGGGGCUGUGGUCGGUUCAGCGGGUGCGCCGGGGACUGGCAGGGGCGGGGCGGCUUUAUCGCCCGGUUCUGCGGCUACUGCCUGGCGCUCCAGAGCUAGCUGGACCGCUGUCCUCUCGCCAUGGGCUCCGGUGAGUCUGGGGUCUGCCCGGCCAGGCCGCUCCCUGAGUAGAGUCCGGUGGGGAGGUGCUCUGUCCUCUGGGCUGUAGUCGGGAGAGGUUUGGGUCAGACUUAGAGGGCACUUCCAGCCGUGCCGGGCUGUCGGGGUGGAGAGGCUCGCGGGUGAUGGGGGGCACGCGGGUGCCCCGGGACCCCGCCCAGGCCCCAAGGGCCGGGCUCACCGCGGCGCUUCCCUUCCAGGGCCGCGCGGGGCGCUGAGCCUAAUGCUUCUGCUGCUCGCGCCGCCGGGCCGCCCGGCCGCUGGCUGCCCGGCCCCGUGUCGCUGCGCGGGGACGCGCGUGGACUGCGGGCGCCGCGGGCUGACGUGGGCUUCGCUGCCGGCCGCCUUCCCGCCAGAUACGACCGAACUGGUGCUGACGGGCAACAACCUGACGGCGUUGCCACCAGGGCUGCUGGACGUGCUGCCGGUGCUGCGUGUCGUGCACCUGGGCGCCAACCCCUGGCGCUGCGACUGCCACCUGGUGCCGCUGCGCGCCUGGCUGGCAGGCCGGCUGGAGCGCGAGCCCUACCGCGACCUGCGCUGCGCCGCGCCCCCCGCGCUACGGGGCCGCCUGCUGUCCUACCUGGCGGAGGAGGAGCUGCGCGCCGCCUGCCCGCCUGGCGCGCUCUGCCGCGGGGCGCUAGCGGCGCAGCUCCUGCUACUCUGCCUUGGGCUGCUGCACGCGCUGCUGCUGGCGCUGCUGCUGUGCCGCCUGCGGAGGCUGCGCGCCCGCGCCGCGCGCCGGUGGCCGCUGACUACCCCGCUGGCGGAGGAGCCCGCGACCCCCGAGCCGAGCGACUGGCGCUGAGCCGUGCGGCCGGCCCGCUGACGGCCCCCCGCUCCGGCCGCAUCCUCCGCCCACACGAUCUCCCAGACGCUCCCCCCACCGCGGCCGCGCGCAGGGGCCCCACUGCUGCGCGCGCACCGCUGGCGACACGCUCGCACCCCCUGGACCUGGAUGCCGAAGCGGGCCCGGGGCGAGCCGCUGCCCAGACCAGUCGAGCCCCCCACGCCAUCUCCAGUGCGAAUAAACCCUGCUCUCCAUCCGACCGAUCUCUGCACCGUGCGACUCGGAAUCCCCCCCUCAAACCCAGAAA
Lagenorhynchus albirostris (white-beaked dolphin) is the source of this 1471-nucleotide messenger RNA. RefSeq names its product glycoprotein Ib platelet subunit beta (gene GP1BB). Lineage: Eukaryota; Metazoa; Chordata; Mammalia; Artiodactyla; Delphinidae. The record is from RefSeq and is a predicted model, not a curated record.